ACGAAAAAAAAAAAAGAAAAAAAAAAAGAAGUUUUCUCUCUCGAUCUCUCUCCUUUCAUCUCCCAUAUUCCGUUUUAUUAAUCUCUCUCCCAGAUUUUCUCUUUCCUUCGACUCUCUCUCCUCUGAGAGGUUGACGAAACAAAGAAACUGAAUUAAAAAAAAAAAAAAGAAAAAAAAAAAAAGGAGAUGAGGAAUAGCAUAAGAUGCUGCAUAUCUUGCAUUCUACCAUGUGGAGCUCUGGAUGUGAUCCGCAUAGUACACUCCAAUGGCUACGUCGAAGAAAUCAGUGGCUCAAUCAAAGCCUCCGACGUCAUGAAAGCCCAUCCCAAACAUGUCCUUAAGAAGCCCUCCUCCCCCUCCUCCUCCGCCGCCUGCGCUGAUGACGCCUCCGCCCUCCCCAAGAUCGUCAUCGUCCCACCGGAAGCCGACCUCCAACGCGGUAAGAUUUAUUUCCUCAUGCCACUCCCUCCCAACCCUGACAAGCCUCGCUCCCGAUCCUCCUCCCGAAGAAAGAAGAGAGUUACCAAUAACAACAAUAAAAACAAUCAUCACUCCGACCGAACACCCCCCGCCGCCCUCGCAUCUGCCACCGCCGAUACCGACGACAACGACGACAACAACAACAACAACAGCUCCAUUUCCAUGUCCAACCUCCACGUUUCCGACCAGUACCUCUCCGAAAUACUCUCCGAGAAAGCCUCCACCCACCGCGAACGGCGGCGCGGCCGUGUCGGCGUCUGGAGACCUCACUUAGAGAGCAUUUGCGAGUCACCCAGCCAUGUCUAAUAACCGGCUACUCAGGUUGUGGGUCUUUUUUUUUUUUUUAAAACAUAAAACCAUAUAGAAAUAUAUAUCAUCAUAAUUAAAUUCCAUUUCUUCAAUAUCAUGAUCAUUCCUUUCCCCCAGGAAAAAAAAAAAAGCCCUUUUCCAAUUUCACCAGAUUGAUUGCAGAGAGAAGGAUCUGAAAUUAAGAAUGUGGUAAAUUUAAUUUUUUACUAAUCUUUGCUUAAUUAAUUUUAUAUUUUUCUGGAAAUUUGUGGAUUUUUUAAUGCAGUAGUCUAGAAUUUAUUCUAUUAUAAGCAUAGUUUAAUUGAUAUAAAAUGUAUAUUAUUUCUGUGCAUCAACAUAAUUUUGAGUGAUUGUGAUAUGAUGAUGAUUGUAC
Molecule: messenger RNA, 1162 nt
Organism: Cucurbita maxima (winter squash)
Lineage: Eukaryota; Viridiplantae; Streptophyta; Magnoliopsida; Cucurbitales; Cucurbitaceae
Product: rhoGEF domain-containing protein gxcI-like
Exons: 1
Coding region: 187-786 (199 amino acids)
Source: RefSeq, a predicted model, not a curated record